AUGGCCCAAGACAACUCUCCAAACAAGACCAUAACAAUGAAUCAGAGACGCAGCCGCACCAAAUUCACAGAAGAUCAAUUAAAAAUCCUCAUCAAGGCAUUUCACCAAAAUCCUUACCCAGGUUAUGCUACCAAACAAAGACUCGCUUUAGAAAUCAACACUGAUGAGUCCAGAAUCCAGAUUUGGUUUCAGAAUCAAAGAGCUAGGCACCAGUGCCAGAAAAAAUCAGAACCCGAUGAGGACUUAGAAUCAAGUCAAGACCAAGAUCACUCUGAAGAGGAGAUUCAAAGUAGAGAAGACAGACGGUGUCGUACCAGCUACACUUCUUCGCAAUUACACACCCUCAUCGAGGCAUUUAUGAACAACCCUUAUCCUGGCAUUGAUACCAGAGAGCAACUUGCUAAAGAAAUUGGCAUUCCAGAGUCAAGAGUCCAAAUUUGGUUUCAAAAUCGGAGAUCCAGAUUCCAUGUCCAGAGAAAAAGAGAACCUGAUGAUCAAGACUCAGAACAGAGACAAGACCAGGAACAGGAUCUCUGAAUGAGAGAGUUCAAGCUUUUCCAGAAGCUGAACCUGCUGGAGAUGGUGAACAGAACUUUAGGAGCCAGAGGCAGAUAUAUAUGGCACCACAUAGCCCUACCGACCGAUCGUAGAUCCAGAGUU
Molecule: messenger RNA, 660 nt
Organism: Mirounga angustirostris (Northern elephant seal)
Lineage: Eukaryota; Metazoa; Chordata; Mammalia; Carnivora; Phocidae
Product: double homeobox protein A-like
Biological process (GO): regulation of transcription by RNA polymerase II
Cellular component (GO): nucleus
Molecular function (GO): RNA polymerase II transcription regulatory region sequence-specific DNA binding; DNA-binding transcription factor activity, RNA polymerase II-specific
Source: RefSeq, a predicted model, not a curated record